Messenger RNA from Exophiala mesophila, 3057 nucleotides. RefSeq lists its product as uncharacterized. The transcript has a single exon. NCBI's taxonomy places the organism in Eukaryota, Fungi, Ascomycota, Eurotiomycetes, Chaetothyriales, Herpotrichiellaceae. The record is from RefSeq and is a predicted model, not a curated record. The coding region runs from base 1024 to 2823 and encodes 599 amino acids.
CACCUUCCCAACCCGCGAGGUUAUCCUUGUCAGAGACGACGUUAGAUCUCAUCCACACACAUCUACCGACCAGCCCACUAGACCACCCUCACAGACAGCCUCCCCUCCUCCCUUCCCUCCCUCCAUGCUGUUCCUCUCACAUCUCCCUCCAGUCAAUCCUGAUACCUGCAUGUAGUCCUGGCCAUUUCUACCAUGAUCGCACCUUUAUGCGCAUGCAGCGGCUCGAAGCGACCCUGACACCAAAAUCUAAUCCUUGGGUCCAUUAAUCCAAUCUCUUCGCUUCACACCUCCGAAUACUCAUACUCCUACUUCUAUUGCCCACGUCGGCGCACGGCUUGGACUUGCCACCUCUGACCACCUCUUAAUAUUAUCUCCUAUUCAGCUACCUUUGGGUAAUACUGUCGCCAACGCCUUGGCUAACCAGCCUACCACCGAGCUCUUGCCGAUCUUAUUCAGAGCUGAGCCACCAUCGCUCCUUCCGCCCAUCUGACAUCGCGUCAGCACCUUCCUCGGGUUGGCCUGAUUAUCAACUCGUUCUUUGUUCAACUUAAGCCUCACUUGUGCUUCUCAUUGAUUCCUGCUCUGACUCCAUUGGACAUCUUGUGAUUUUGUUGCUUCGUCCAACUCACCACGUUUCUUGCACUUUGCGACAUCAGGUUGCGACACCUCAGAGCAUUCAAAUCUAGGCCUCAAUCCUUGUCAUCUGACCUUGGCCAACCACACCCGUCCGCUCUUUUGCCCAUCGUCUUUCAUGUACCAAUACUAGCUUCCAGUCGUCAGUCGCCCAUUCCCUGGAGCCUUUGUUUUGUUAACUCGGCAUAUUCGCCUCUCGAGCCUCGUCCUUUCCAUCUUCACCUCCCGAACCAACCCCUCUUGGACCACCAAACCUCUAUAUCUUGCCUCUUGAGGACAACAGGGACAAUUGUGCACCACACCCGCUGUAACCAUGCAGCUCGGCCGCUCACCUAACAUUGUUCCUUGACCAAACCGCCUGGUCCUCGAGGCGGCGGCUUGCUCGCCGUAAUGCCCUCUCCCAAUCAUCGCUCCAGUCGAUCACUCAGUCUGGCAGGUACAGGUGCGGCUCUUCGAAGGGGCGACAUCUCAAUCUCAGACCCUAUUCCUCAGGACCCUGACGAAGCCUAUGUCGGCACAGAAAUGGUUGCUCACACAAGAUAUCUUUCCGCCCCUCCGGCCAAUGAUCCUUCGUGGACCCCAAAGACCGACGCUGCGCAAUGGGAUUCACACUACAGACACGUCUCCGCCGGAAAUGCCGUGAGCAAUCCUUCCGCCCGUGUAUCCACAGGGCCUUCGUUGAUGCCUAGCUCAAUGUCUUCCGCACCUUCAAAGUCAUCCCUGACUCCAAAGAAAGCCUCGGGGUUUCGCGCCACCAUCAAACGCAUGUUUUCUAGCAAACGGCACCGGUCUGUGCCCAACACCGUCGGUGAAACCCAAUACCUCCGGAGCGAUCCUGGCCACCUCAAUCCCGUGGUUGAACAGGCCCCUGCCGUCGAGGUCACACAGCCACAUGCGCUCACCGCCCCGGCUCAAAGUACUGCCCUGGGUUCUCAUUCGACCCACUAUCAGUCACAGUCGGUGGACAUCCAACCUGCGGAGCCACUCUUCCCGCGCGGGCGCCGGAACACACUGCCAAGCUUAGUCUUUAGCGACAAAGACACGAGCAUGGAUGUGGCAGCUGGCGAACGCUCUGCUCAACAAUCACGACAAGACCAUCACUGGUCUAAAGAAGACCACGUCUCUGAAGGCCAAUUCCGACGUCGGUCCAGAAGCGCCGAUGCUCUCAAUCAACUCGUUAAACAAGCUGAGACCGACUCCGCCACGAGCAGGAAUCGUGCCAGUGAAAUCGCCUUUUGGCGCACGAGUGCAAUCCAAAACCCCGUCCCCGUCUACAGUGGUCAGUCCAUCGCUGUAGAUCCAGUCCACGUCCCUCAGCCUACCGAGUCGAUCGAUGACUAUAAUCCUCCCUCAUCGAACUUCAACCCUCUGGGCUCUUUUGAUUUCGGCCUUGAGCAGGACAACGACGGCACUGGAAUCAGUCUGGAGCAGAGGGUCAACACUUUAGAAAUCAAGCUCUUUGAUUUUGAGUAUGCGCUUGCCAAACUCCAAGGCGUCGACAUCCCCAAGCCUGUGCUGCCCCCUCACGGAGACAACCGUCGGUCCAUCAUCCAGGAAUUUACCUCCAAUCCUCCUCAUCCGGUCUCUUCUUCGCCGUCUUCCCAUGCAUUUGGCUUCCCUUCGUCGCCGGACACCUCCCACGAUGCCACCUUUUUAUCGUCACCGGACCCAUCGUCCCAAGCCUCACCGACCCAAGGCGAUAAAUUUCCUUCUCAGAGAACCAGCAAGGCCACGACUGCCACCAUUAGACCCUCGAAUACCAGGGAGAAGUCGCCUCGCCCAUCGUCGCCGCAAUCUAUCCACAUUCCCGUCGAAAAGUUUGAGGCAUUAUUGGAUAUUGUCAAACAAGAACAAGAAGCCCGCCGGAAACUCGAAGAGCAGGUGCUAGAGAUGCAACAGGAACUGGAUGCUCUCCGAAGCCCUGUGUAUGCAACCAUUAGGGAAGCCUACCCCACGCCUAGUCCAGAGUCAUCGCACGCAGCCGUGUCGACACCUCGUUUGUUACAUCGAGCUCCUGCUUUUCAGAUUGGCUUGGUCAAGGAGAUAUCGAGAUUCAGCAAUACCGAGACAGAUUCUAAUGUCGACGAUGUCGACGAUGUCGACGGAUUUGAGGAUGUGUACGAGACGCCUCAAGGCCGGAAGAAUACCUUUGAGACCGCAAGAGGAGAUUCGAGCGAGUUGACUCGGUAAUACUAGGUAUCAGGUGAGUCGUGUCCACUAUACCACAUGUCAUGUCGCAGACAACAGCAACCCAAAGUUUGUGUACCUCAGUCGACACUGGCCGGAAUGGAGAGGCUUGACGCUGGCGGAAAUAGCCUUGUAACACAAACUCCACAGAUCAGGUCGUGCUUUUUGGCGCGUCGCUUCCGAGCGACCUUGUUGAUUAGAAUUGUACAAAUAUUGAGAAGCGGACGUAUAACUUGC